Messenger RNA from Diaporthe batatas, 453 nucleotides. RefSeq lists its product as uncharacterized. Lineage: Eukaryota; Fungi; Ascomycota; Sordariomycetes; Diaporthales; Diaporthaceae. The transcript has a single exon. The record is from RefSeq and is a predicted model, not a curated record. The coding region runs from base 1 to 453 and encodes 150 amino acids.
AUGAGCUGGGCCCCGCCGGGCGGCAUUCUGUUUGACAAGCUGAACACUCCGCUCGGCGAUAUCGGGACGUCCUUCACCUUGUACGGGCAAAGCAAACUUGCCAACACCCUUUUCGCACGAUACCUCGCCAAGGACUAUCCGCAGCUGACAGUAGCGGCCGUGCACCCCGGAGUCGUUGACACCGGCAUCGCGGGCAAGACCGCGCAACAUAACAUAUGGGCUCGGUUCGUGCUACCAGCUGCGAGCCCCUUCAUGUCAACCGUAGAGGAGGGAGUGAAGAAUCAGCUGUGGGCUUGCACGUCCAAGAAUGUCAUCAGUGGUAGAUUUUACACCCCAGUGGGGGUUCCGGGCAGUAGUGCGAGAGUGGCAUUCGAUGAUGCAUUGGCAGAAAGGCUGCGCCAGUGGACCGAAGCCGAAUUGGAAAUGCAUCCUUCAAAGAGUUCUAUCCCCUAG